AUGGCUGCGAAGAGCUCUGCAAUGCUUGCCUUCUUCCUCUCACUCAACCUCCUCUUCUUUUCCCUGUCUAGUGCUUCGACCUUGCCUAAGCCUAUCCCAAUCCUGGUUGGCAGCCCUGCCUCAGCACUUCGACACUUGAACGUGUGGUCAACCAAUGUCUGCGGCCUCAUUAACGUUACGAUGGGGACCCCUCCAAAUCAACCAUGCUGCUCUCUCAUCCAGGGGCUCCUUGACCUAGAGGCUGCCGUUUGCCUCUGCACUGCGAUCAAAGCGAACGUGCUUGGUAUCAAUCUCAAUGUCCAGGUCUCUCUCAGCUUGCUCCUCAACGAUUGCGGGAAGAGUCUCCCUGUGGGUUUCCAAUGUGCUUAAGCAGUAAAUGCGUAGUAAGGCUUUAAAGGAUGAAUAAAAUAUUGUGCGUCACAAAUUGAAGCGGGUUUAAUAAGCUUGGUUUUCCCAAGUCAACAGUGCUUUUGUCUGAGUAUAUUGUGUGGUGUUGGUCAUAGUCUAUUCAGUAAAUAAAACUUCGUCGGAACACGAUGUGAUAGUGUCAUUUGCAAUUACGACUGUAAAAGAUAAAGUGGUCGU
Messenger RNA from Punica granatum (pomegranate), 585 nucleotides. Lineage: Eukaryota; Viridiplantae; Streptophyta; Magnoliopsida; Myrtales; Lythraceae. The record is from RefSeq and is a predicted model, not a curated record.